Stereum hirsutum FP-91666 SS1 is the source of this 333-nucleotide messenger RNA. RefSeq lists its product as uncharacterized. The record is from RefSeq and is a predicted model, not a curated record. Lineage: Eukaryota; Fungi; Basidiomycota; Agaricomycetes; Russulales; Stereaceae. Gene Ontology annotation, biological process: mitochondrial electron transport, cytochrome c to oxygen. The transcript has 3 exons. The annotation marks the transcript as partial.
CCAUGUCCUUCCUUGCUCGUUCCCCCGUUUUGCGCCAGUCCGCCGCUGCCCUCAGGGCCCCUAGCCAAGUUCGCAACAUGUCUUCUGACUAUCACCAUCUCCCAUUCAAGUACGAGUCUAAGCCUGGCACGGCUUUCAAGGUCAUCGGCGUAUUCGCUCUCGGUUUCUUCACUCCAUUCAUGGCCGCUGUCUACCAGCUCAAGAAAGCUAGUGCUGCGUAGAGUUCUUCUUGUCUUCCUGUGGUCGGCUAUACUUCUGUGCAUGUUCAUCGUUGUCGGUCGCUACAGAUUUCGCCUUGUUAUAGAUCAAUAGAAGCAACAUUUUGUAGACCAG